Funneliformis mosseae is the source of this 699-nucleotide messenger RNA. The record is from the annotation of a GenBank genome assembly. NCBI's taxonomy places the organism in Eukaryota, Fungi, Glomeromycota, Glomeromycetes, Glomerales, Glomeraceae.
AUGGCUAAAUCAAAUCGAAAACAAGUUAAUACGAAAAGAAAACCGGCGUCAAAACGUAAUCGUAACAUUCCAAAUAUCGAAAUUAAUUUACCGUUUCCACCCAAGGUUGAGCUCGAAGACCUAUUCCCCAAAUCCAAAACAGUGAGCUUACGAACUUUGAACGCGUUUUUCAUUUAUCGCAAAGUGAUUACUGCUGAAUUAAAAAAAAAUCAUGUCUUAUGUUGGAGUAUAAUAUCAAGCAUAGCAUCCAGCAGAUGGAGGAUCGAAGAUUCCGGAGUGAAGCAGCAUUACAGAGAACUUGCAGAACAUGCUAAAGUCUUGUAUAGAUCUAAACAUCCAUUAUAUGUUCAUCAUGGAAAAAACGCUGCCGAGUCUGCGAUGAUGCUUCAAGACGACGAUGAGAAAUCUGCACCAAAGCAAUUUAUCUUUGUAAACGAAUUCGAUACUAAUAAUAAAGUUGCAGGUCAACAAGACGCGUCUGAUCAAGUCGAAGUUGCAGAACCGCUAAAUGAUCAUAAUAACUAUGAUUAUGAACAAAACAUUUCUUCGUAUACCGUCGUUAACCCUCCAAAUCCAUCAGCAUUUGACUUGGUUGAUUAUUUAUAUGGAGAUACGUGCAACUAUUCCAUGACCACACUUUUGCAUGAUGAAGAAUUAAUUUAUUACAUGAUGAAUGGAAGUUGGUUUCCGCAAGAUUGA